This is a messenger RNA of Suricata suricatta (meerkat), 2592 nucleotides long. It is a transcript of the gene OPHN1, whose product is annotated as oligophrenin 1. Gene Ontology annotation, cellular component: cytoplasm. The record is from RefSeq and is a predicted model, not a curated record. Lineage: Eukaryota; Metazoa; Chordata; Mammalia; Carnivora; Herpestidae. Gene Ontology annotation, biological process: signal transduction. The transcript has 25 exons. Gene Ontology annotation, molecular function: protein binding; GTPase activator activity.
CCUAGGCUUAACCCCUCCGGCGCCUAACAGGACAGCAGGCCGGCUCCCUCGGACCAGGAAGAACUCUUGGGAGCAAGAGCGCUUUGAACCAUGGGGCAUCCCCCGCUGGAGUUCAGCGACUGCUACCUGGACAGCCCUGAUUUCAGAGACAGGCUCAAGUGUUAUGAGCUGGAGCUGGAGAGGACCAAUAAAUUCAUUAAGGACGUGAUCAAAGAUGGCAACGCGCUUAUCAGUGCAAUGAGAAAUUAUUCUUCAGCUGUUCAGAAAUUUUCUCAGACACUUCAAUCCUUUCAGUUUGAUUUCAUUGGAGACACUCUGACUGAUGAUGAAAUUAACAUUGCUGAAUCCUUCAAGGAAUUUGCUGAAUUGCUCAAUGAAGUAGAAAAUGAGAGGAUGAUGAUGGUAGAUAAUGCACAAAACUUAAGAAUUAAGUGAAUUAAUAACUAUAGACAUCUUAAUCUGUGCUUUCUCUCCCACAUCUAGGAGCGGAAAAAGAAAUUUGAAAAGGAUGGUGAAAGAUUUUAUUCUUUGCUGGAUCGGCACUUACAUCUAUCUUCCAAAAAGAAAGAAUCUCAGUUACAAGAGGCAGACCUCCAGGUGGACAAAGAGAGGCACAAUUUCUUUGAGUCCUCCCUUGAUUAUGUUUAUCAAAUCCAGGAAGUUCAGGAGUCCAAGAAGUUCAAUAUUGUGGAGCCAGUCUUGGCCUUCCUUCAUAGCCUCUUCAUUUCCAACAGCUUGACUGUAGAGCUCACACAGGAUUUUCUCCCAUACAAACAGCAGCUCCAGCUCAGUUUGCAGAAUACAAGAAAUCAUUUCUCCAGUACUCGAGAAGAAAUGGAAGAACUUAAGAAAAGGAUGAAAGAAGCUCCCCAGACAUGCAAACUUCCAGGACAGCCAACCAUCGAAGGCUAUCUCUAUACACAAGAGAAAUGGGCUUUGGGAAUAUCCUGGGUGAAAUAUUAUUGCCAGUAUGCAAAAGAGACCAAAACGCUCACCAUGACACCUAUGGAACAGAAGCCAGGUGCUAAGCAGGGGCCCUUGGACUUAACACUGAAGUACUGCGUGAGGAGGAAGACAGAGUCUAUCGACAAAAGGUUCUGUUUUGAUAUAGAAACUAAUGAAAGGCCAGGAACCAUAACUUUACAAGCCCUUUCAGAAGCUAACAGAAGGCUAUGGAUGGAAGCCAUGGAUGGAAAAGAACCUAUCUACCACAGCCCUAUAACAAAACAGGAAGAAAUGGAGCUGAAUGAAGUAGGGUUCAAGUUUGUUAGAAAGUGCAUCAAUGUCAUUGAGACCAAAGGGAUCAAGACAGAGGGAUUGUACCGUACUGUGGGCAGCAAUAUCCAGGUUCAGAAGCUGCUGAAUGCCUUUUUUGAUCCUAAAUGCCCAGGAGAUGUUGAUUUUCAUUAUAGUGACUGGGACAUUAAGACAAUCACCAGCUCCUUGAAAUUCUACCUCAGGAACCUUUCUGAACCUGUCAUGACCUACAGACUUCACAAAGAGCUGGUCUCUGCUGCCAAGUCUGACAACCUGGAUUACCGGCUGGGAGCUAUUCAUUCCCUGGUAUAUAAGCUACCUGAAAAGAACCGAGAGAUGCUGGAACUUAUUAUAAGACACUUGGUCAAUGUAUGUGAGCACAGCAAAGAGAAUCUUAUGACUCCCUCCAACAUGGGGGUGAUCUUUGGGCCCACUCUGAUGAGAGCUCAGGAGGACACUGUUGCUGCCAUGAUGAACAUCAAAUUCCAGAACAUCGUGGUGGAAAUCCUAAUUGAGCACUUUGUCAAGAUCUAUUCAGGUCCACCUGAAGAAAGUGCUAUACCCCCAGUGCCUCCACCUCGAGUAACAGCAAGAAGGCACAAACCGAUCACGAUUUCAAAGCGCUUUUUAAAGGAAAGAGCGGUUUUUUAUACUUCUUCUGUGGAUGAAAGUGAAGAUGAAAUCCAACAUCAAAGACCCAAUGGCAUUAUCACCAGCAGUAUAGAACCCCCCAAGCUACCACAAUACCCCAAACUGCCUAUUCAGAGGAGUGGGGAAGCUGAUACUGGGAGGAAGUCCCCAAGCAGGCUUCUUUCAGAUGGCAAGUUGGAAUCUUGUCCUGAUGUGGAUGUGGGGAAGUUGGUGUCUAGCCUGCAAGAUGUAGGGUCUAAGGCCAUAUCAAAGACCACCAAUGGACCUGUGCCAGGCUCUGGGCCCACCAAAGCUUCCUCUUUCCACAUUAAGAGACCAGCUCCUCGUCCCCUGGCUCACCACAAGGAGGGAGACUCUGACAGUUUCAGCAAAGUGCGGCCUCCAGGAGAAAAGCCAACCAUCCUCCGUCCUCCAGUGAGGCCUCCAGAUCCUCCAAGCCGGGCAGCUACUCCCCAAAAGCCAGAACCAAAGCCAGAUAUUGUGGUUAGCAAUACAGGGGGAAUCACAUCAUCUGUGGUGGCUUCCAGGGCCAGGUUCUUUGAAACAGCUUCCCGAAAAACAGGAAGUUCUCAAGGCAGACUUCCGGGAGAUGAGAGUUGAGGCCUCGGGUUUUGAAUCAUUGGCCUCAGGGGAUCUUCCACAGGUUCUGGAAGUAUCUUCUUCAAACUCUUGUGUGCUGAGUCA